Messenger RNA from Thermothielavioides terrestris NRRL 8126, 885 nucleotides. RefSeq lists its product as uncharacterized. The coding region runs from base 1 to 885 and encodes 294 amino acids. Gene Ontology annotation, cellular component: nucleolus. NCBI's taxonomy places the organism in Eukaryota, Fungi, Ascomycota, Sordariomycetes, Sordariales, Chaetomiaceae. The transcript has a single exon. Gene Ontology annotation, molecular function: rRNA (adenine) methyltransferase activity. The record is from RefSeq and is a predicted model, not a curated record.
AUGAAGAAGAAAAAGGGGCCGCCAAAGAGCCUGGCUGCCGGACGCCCUCCGGUUCUGCACCGGACCAAGACAAAGUCGAUUUCGAGAAAGGCGACGAAGGCUCUCAUCAACAAGUACCAUCUGCUGCAAAAGAGGAAGCAGCAGGCCAUUGCUAGGGGAGACGCCGCCGAGGAGGCCGCGAUUGAUGCUGAGAUCGAGGCCCUGGGCGGAAUCAAGAGCUACCAGGAGGCGAGCCUGCAGGGCCAGCGCCAUGACCGUGGAGGCGACAGCUCCCGGGUGCUCAUGCAAUGGCUGGAGCCUUGUCUGAAGUCCCGUCUCUCACCGGACAAGACCGUUUCCGGUCGCCGGCUCCGGAUGCUAGAGGUCGGGGCACUCAGCACGCAGAAUGCCUGCUCGAAGAGCGGCUACUUUGACAUCGAACGGAUCGACCUUAACAGCCAGGAGGACGGCAUCCUGAAGCAGGACUUCAUGGAGCGGCCCUUGCCGCGGGAUGAGUCCGAGCGAUUCGACAUCAUUUCGCUCUCGCUGGUGCUCAACUACGUCCCGGACCCGAGGGGCAGAGGGGAGAUGCUCCGCCGGACGACGCUGUUUCUACGCACGCCGGGACAAUUCGUCGACUCUCCGGAGCUGGCGGCCAGCUUUCCCAGCCUCUUCCUCGUCUUGCCCGCCCCGUGUGUGACAAACUCUCGGUACCUGGACGAGGACCGACUGGCCGCCAUCAUGGCCUCACUGGGAUACGCGCGGGUAGCAUCCAAGACAACGCAGCGGCUGGUUUACUAUCUUUGGAGAAGGGAACGCACCGGCCACGGAAGUGGAGGUCCGUUUUUGAAGAAAGAGGUCCGGUCUGGGUCAACUCGAAACAACUUCGCUGUUGUUUUAGACUAA